AUGACCCAAUCUCGAGAGUGCCGUUGCUAUGGGUACAGUAGCGUCGCAGUCAGUAAGGAAGCUGCUCCACAUAAUUCUCCACACCAAACAGCUUUAAUUUAGUGGGAAAACAGCCUCCAAAUUGUGUCUAGCGCGAUAUUUGGAUGAAUGAAAGAUCAUGGAGCAUGAUGAUGAACUGAAUGAUUUGCGGCUUCAGUUUGAAGUGCUACAAAAACAGCAGGAGAAAAGAAAACUGGAUAGGAAGAAGGAGAAAGAACCGGAUAAACUAAAUGUCAGCGCUGCCCAAGACGAUCUGGAUCUAUCUCAGCAAGGUAUUCAGGCAGAUAAUCCAGAAGACAGACUGCCUGGCCUACAGAAUGAGAAUUUACUAGACCAGCUGAGGGAGCUUAAGGAUGAAAAUGGUCGCCUCUUCAAACUUCUGAGUGAAAAAAACUUUGAGAUUAAACACCUGACGAAGAAAAGAGAGGAAGAACGCUUGGCUUUAGCAGGCACAUCGGGCCUGGCAGGGGAUAUAGCGGCCACCAAGAUUGUUGAGCUGUCUAAGAAGAAUAGAGAGCUAACUGCUGAAAUUGAGCAAGAAAAAAUUAAAUCCAAGCAAAACAGCAACAGAAUCAAAGAGCUUGAGAAAAAGCUGCAGGCUGCUUUGGUGCAUUCUCCAUCUGGACAAAAGCAAGAUACAAAGUCACAGAAUAAAGUUUCAUCUGAAGACUGUGAGCAGGAAAAUCCAGUGGUGAAAUCACUGCAGGAAAAAUUAUCUGCUGCCCAGCUGAAAGUGACUGAGUAUCGCAACCAGGUUCAAUCUGUCAAACAGGAGUUGAAAGUAGCUCAUAAGGUUUUAAUCAGUGAGGUUGGAGAGGGGGUCAACCUUCAGCAAGUGAUUAGCUGCCCAGGAAGCUUUAGAGGUCGCUCUCAGCAAAUACUGGCUCUUCAGACAAGGUUGCGGGACCUUGAGCAGCAGCUGAACCAGGUAAAUCAUCGAAGACAGCCAACUUUCCUGAGUGUUGAGGAAGAAUUUGUGGGCAUGGGGGUCCUUCAGAAAACCCCUCCUCAAGAAAGGAACCUCAGCUACAUUCGCACCAUCGAGAAGGAGAGGAAGGAGGCAUUUGAGAGGAUCUCAGUGGAUUAUGAGACACUCCUGAAAGACCACGAGGAUAUGAAGAAAAAGCUGGAAGCCUCUAAAGCCAGGAACAAAUCUCUGUCAAGUGACAUAAAAAUUCUUAAAGGCCAAAUCUCCACCCUUCUGGAGAAGGGGAAGCAUGAUGAUGAGCUUGUGGAUGCUCUGCUGAAGCAGCAGACCCGCAUGCAGGAGGUGCUGAAACAGCUCAGCCAACAGCAGAGCAAACAAAGCAAGGAGACCCAGCAGAGCAAGAUGCAGCAGCCGAGGAGUGAGCCUUCAGAGCAAGACACUCUAAUCCAGAAGCUUAAGACCAAGAUCAAAGAACAGGAGAAGAGAAUCAAGCAGCUCUCUGUCAAGGAAGAGGGCGAGGAAAAGCAGUCCAUCCCAAAGAUGACAAUUUGCAGUUCACAAUCUCCUCCUGAAGAGGGGGACAGUAACAAGAGAAUAACAUCUCCAAGAAAAAGAUCUGAAGCAGAGGGUUUUGGAGGCAGAGCAGAAGGCCCAGGAGGAAUGCCACGGGAUGGUGGUCUUUGAGCAGCAGCUGGAGAGGACAAAAUUAGAUUGAAAGUAGCGACUGUAAAAGCAGAGAGGGUAGAACAUGAUGCCAGCAUGAUGCAACAAAGUCGAGCAGAUUUUCAUUUUUUUUUUUCAAUGCUCUGACUCAAUUUACUCCCUUGUCAGUCCCGCUUGUGGCUACGACGACUCUGUGCCUCUGGAGCAGCGGCGAUCAGCACCAGGCUGGCACCAAUUUCCAAGCAACAGGGACUGAACAGACUGUAUAGCAAGUCCGGCAUUCACAAUAAUGUAGUUUCUAAAUGUGAGAAUGCUGUAGAUAGUCUUGAACUGGUUUUGAACACUAGCCAGAUUUAGUUUUACUCCAAAUACCAGAUAUGAAUGCAUAGUAAUGGACACACUGCCCGUGGACAGUGCUCAUUCAAACGCUCAUGUUUGGUCUGCACAGAGAUGUUCAAGUUGCUCUUAUGCGUCUUCUCCUCGCUGGUCACUCAGCUGGAGGGAAAGUGAGGCGCUGAGGGCAGCGCUAAAGAGCACUCUCCACCAAGACCUGCGGCUCUACAGUGACAUGAUGAGACAAGCCAAGCAUGUUUUUCCUGCAGGCUCUUUGGAAGCCCAGACAAGACACUAACCAGGGGAACUGGUUGGUCCCUGCUCAAGCUCACGUCCAGCUGAGCAUUACCUUCUCCUGUCACAUGUGACAAACAGCAGCCUACAGAAAACAGACUCUCCCCUUCUGCCACACAAACAACUCAUUGGAACCCUCGAAGACGGCUGGUGGACGUUUUUUUUUUUUUUUUGUGUUCGGUGAGCUCUCAACUUAACCCUGAUGGCACCAGACAAGUGUUCUUACUGAUUGUAGAAAUGUUUGACGCUGAUAGGCUGUCUCCCCAUGGUUUCCUGUCUUGUGUGCUUGCUGUUUUAUAAAUGUCACUGUCAUAUUUUAUUAAAUCUAUGUAUGCCUUUA
Molecule: messenger RNA, 2597 nt
Organism: Acanthopagrus latus (yellowfin seabream)
Lineage: Eukaryota; Metazoa; Chordata; Actinopteri; Spariformes; Sparidae
Gene: ccdc13
Product: coiled-coil domain containing 13
Exons: 12
Coding region: 158-1651 (497 amino acids)
Biological process (GO): non-motile cilium assembly; cytoplasmic microtubule organization
Cellular component (GO): centriolar satellite
Source: RefSeq, a predicted model, not a curated record